Messenger RNA from Caenorhabditis briggsae, 1509 nucleotides. Bases 1 to 1509 code for a protein of 502 amino acids. The transcript is spliced from 9 exons. The record is from RefSeq and is a predicted model, not a curated record. NCBI's taxonomy places the organism in Eukaryota, Metazoa, Nematoda, Chromadorea, Rhabditida, Rhabditidae.
AUGGCUACUGCUUCUUCCACGACUCCUUGGUGUGGAUUCGAUGAGUUCCACAUCGAUCUCAUCAAGUUUUUCCGAGACCGCGCCGUGCAGACAGUCGAGCCAUUGAAAUUGCGCACCUUGUGCAGGGAAUUCAUGAAGGAUAAUUGUCCACAUCUGACUAUCCCUCAUCUUCAGCAUCGCGCCGCUCUCGUCAAAAACCGAAUCCAUGAGUUGAAGGAGUUUGAUAUGGAGACUAGGAUCAGAAUGCUGUUCGCAUUAGGUGUUCCUGUCGAUGAAUACUUUGCUGAUGAGAUUCGUGAGCAGGAAGACGUGAUCUUGGAACUAGAUGAGCGCAAUCGAAUCACAAAGUACGAAAAGAAGGGAGGAAUCAAGUUGACCGGCAAGCAGACCCAUAUUGGCUUUCGAGGGUUCUCGGAAAAGGAUCGGAGUAUUCAGAGCCGAAUGAUGGAGCAUCUGGCUAAAAGGUCGACAACUGUCAACGCUCCUCUUCCAGUUACUGCGUUCUUGAACGAUUUCAAAGAAUGUACCGGAGAAGAGUCGCUGGUGGGCAUGAUGUGGAAACGAUAUGACGUCGUCAAGUCGAACAUUUUCGGCGCGACAGAAUACGAUUUGAAUACUCGAAUCAAGAUGCUUUUUAUCUCCGGAGCCAGACUUCCGGAUCGUGUUCUUAAAGAACUUCAAAACAUUGCUUUUGUCAAUGUCGACUCAGAGAACCGGAUCAUUGGGUUCUGUGCUUAUGACGGAAGCCUCGACUUAAUAGGCACUCACAUGCACCUCGGAAAAAAGAAGUCCGUUUUUGAAGAAUCUUUGAAUACCGAACCGGAGGAGGAUUACUAUGGGUAUAACGAUGUCUCCGGCAACAGCAAUCUGGUUGUUCCGAAAAGAGAAGAGAGUGAGGAGAGGCGAAGCCAGAAAAGAAAGCCCGUCGAGCUGAAAAGUUUGGGGGAACCAGUGCCCAAGAAGAAUCAUUCGAUGCCAGGUCCAAGUUCGGUUAAGAAAGAGGUCACUGAGCAAGAAAGAUUGGAGAACUAUAUGGCUGGAAUCGAUUCAACUUCUCCUGUGAGAAUCAAAUUCGUAUCAACAUCAUCAGAACCAAUGGACGUCAUCGGCAGUGGUGAAGUACUGAGAAUUCUUCGCAAUUUGCUCUGGUCCCUGUGCAAUCCACAUCUCACCAACCUCUUGAAAACAGUUGAGGAGGCUUUACUGCACAAUGCUCAUGAGGAUAUCCCAACGGAGGCUCUCAAAUGCGUUUUUCUCUCAAGCCUCUAUCUCGGACAAAGUCAUGCUGCUGAGAUCGUCCCGGUGGAUUCACUGGGCCCAUGGAAAUCGUACCCUUACGAACAAUUCCUCAUAUUGUACCGCUUCACCGUGUACAGUUUGGACAAGAAUGAGCAACUUGAAGAGGUCCAGCAGAAGAUCACCGAAUUCAUAGGAACUGCUGGAAACAAGAAACUCGAGACAACGAGACUCAAAAUGAUGGUCGAAAAUGUCCUCGCCUUGGUCACCUAA